Messenger RNA from Vollenhovia emeryi, 9859 nucleotides. It is a transcript of the gene fs(1)h, whose product is annotated as bromodomain-containing protein 3. Lineage: Eukaryota; Metazoa; Arthropoda; Insecta; Hymenoptera; Formicidae. Bases 906 to 5543 code for a protein of 1545 amino acids. The record is from RefSeq and is a predicted model, not a curated record. Gene Ontology annotation, cellular component: chromatin; nucleus. Gene Ontology annotation, biological process: chromatin remodeling; regulation of DNA-templated transcription. The transcript is spliced from 24 exons.
GCGCGCUCGGCGAGGUAGACGAGACGGAGACGGUGACGGGUCGUGCGCGCGGAACGGCGGAACGGGACCAUUUUGGUACGUCGCGGAAGAAUGCGUAGCCAUUGUUGGUGCUGCGAUCGUUAGUUUCUAGAUCCGAGAUCGCCAUGGGCACGGAAAGGGACUCGACCGCGCGGAGCUCGUGGGCAACGUCGACCGGGCACGGCGCGGACCAUUGAUACGCGUCGCCGAGUCUGUGCGCUGAGGGACGGGCGCGCGCCGUAAGUCUGUGGUGGACUCGUUGUGCGCCGAGGGUCGGGACACCGCGCGUCGUCUCCGCGUACCUCUCGUCUCGGUCCCCGUCCCGUUCGCGUACGCGUACCCGAGCGCGCUCGCGAGCCCUCGCGCUCGGCCCCGCGCGCGAGUGAGAGUGAGUGCGGUGAUACGCGCGGAUCCACGCACGGUGGGGCCGCUACUCUGGCACAGCGGCGGCCAUAACACCGAGUCGACCCGACGAAACUAAGGCGAGCGAGGGGAGAAAGCGUAGUGUGCCCGCGCGCGAGAGAGCUGGCCCGGGAGGUCCCCGUAGUGGCUAGUGUUUUGCGAUCGCGCGAGUACCCGAGUGCGGGAAGACCGGAUUUCCGUCUUUGAUCAGAUGUUGCUAAUGUCGCGAGUCUUGCCUGGAGGUACGGAGUACAGCAGUAUACAGGGCUGACAUUCAAAGUACUACCGCUCGGUAGGCUUGUGUAGUGUUAUGCCUCCACGGCACCAAUACCCCUGGUCGCAGCGCAAUCGUCUUGGCAAGCAAUUAACGAGCUGCCAUGCUCAAUUCAGAAUAUAUACUUGCCAUCUCAAUUGUUGAUGAAGCCUCAUAGCGUCAAGCAUCAACGUAAGGCAGUUACCUGCUGCGUAGCAUUUAUGUAUCAUAUAUGUCGGAAAGAAACGAAGUCAAGAUGCAGCAGGUGGACACCAUCUCGCAGAACAAUUCUUUAGAUGUGGAGGAGCGAGAAAGGCUGUGUAAUAUACCGAAGUCGAGCACACCUGGCAAGGCUUCAACUACGCCAGCGAGUCCUGCAAAGGAACCGCCUCCACGGGACGAACCACCUUUGGAACCGGUGAAUGGCAUAGUUCAACCACCGGUUGUUCCACCACCGAAUCGUCCUGGACGUAUUACGAACCAGUUGCAAUUUUUGCAAAAAGGCGUUUUGAAGCCAGUAUGGAAGCACCAAUUUGCCUGGCCCUUCCAACAACCUGUCGAUGCGAAAAAACUCAAUUUACCGGACUAUCACAAAAUCAUCAAAAAACCAAUGGACUUGGGCACAAUCAAAAAGCGGUUGGAGAAUUCGUAUUACUGGAGUGGGAAAGAAUGCAUUCAGGAUUUCAAUACCAUGUUCACCAACUGUUAUGUCUACAACAAACCAGGAGAGGAUGUUGUGGUUAUGGCACAGGCUCUCGAAAAAUUGUUUCUUACAAAGGUUGCACAAAUGCCGAAGGAAGAGGUGGAAUUAGAUCCACCUGUCCCGAAAGGACCCAAAGGCAAGAAAGCUGGAAGAGUUGGCGGACCAGGAGUAGGUGGCGUAGCUGGGGGUACAGGAGCAGGUAGAGGACGACCAGCUUCGGGUGCAGCUGCUGUCACUUCUAGCGUGCCGAAUAGUUUAACACCUUCCGCCACGUCGGCUGGAACAACAGGGGUUAUACCCAUGCCACCUCUUGGCACUCAAGCACCAGCUUCGGUACCUGGAAGCACGAAUACAACCACCAUCGCUCCACCCUCAAGUAUGGGUGUCACACCAAUGGCUACUCACAAUUCUCUGCCUCAGCAAGUUGUCCCUCCAACUACGGGUUACCAUGCGCAGCCAGCAAUGGAUUCUCAAACAGCUUCUGCUGUACCUCCACCUCCACAAGUCCCUACGACUCCCACGGUAAUGCCUCCGUCGCAGCCUGCCAAACUCAAAAAAGGAGUUAAAAGAAAAGCCGACACCACAACUCCUACUGCAAAUGCGUUUGAUCCGUUGUAUGCACCUAUGGAGUCCAAGAAUGCCAAAAUACCUACGAGAAGGGAAUCUGGCAGGCAAAUUAAGAAGCCAACGAGACAAGCGGAAGACGGCUUAGUGCCAUACCAUCAGGCCAAUAUGCCUCUUAUGGGGGCAAUGGCCCAACAGCCUCCGCAUGCUGGUGUCAAAGGGAAAGAAAAAUUGUCUGAAGCACUAAAGUCUUGCAAUGACAUUUUGAAAGAACUUUUCGCGAAGAAACAUUCGCCCUAUGCUUGGCCUUUUUACAAACCUGUUGAUGCAGACCUUCUAGGCCUUCAUGACUAUCAUGAGAUUAUCAAGAAACCUAUGGAUCUUGGUACAGUAAAGACGAAAAUGGAUAAUCGUCAAUAUAAAACAGCGCACGAAUUUGCGAGUGAUGUACGACUUAUAUUUACUAAUUGUUACAAAUAUAACCCUCCCGAUCAUGACGUUGUUUCAAUGGCUAGAAAACUUCAAGAUAUAUUUGAAAUGAGAUAUGCUAAAGUUCCGGAUGAACCGAUGGGUAGUAGUAUGGUUGCUAUGAAAGGAAGCAGCAGUGGUAGUGCUAGCAGUUCUGGAGGAGACAGUUCUUCCGAUAGUGAUGAUUCGGUUGAGGAACGUACUCAGAAAUUACUUGAAUUACAGCAAGAGCUGAAAGCUAUGCAAGAGCAAAUGAGGAAAUUAGUGGAGGAGAGUGGUAAGAAGAAAAAUAAAAAGAAGAAACCGGAUAAGCCAAAAUCGAAGCCAAUGAGCAAUAAGAAUAGCAGCCUUGUUGCCAGUCAUACUGGUGCCAUGAAAGAACUUAUGAAACCGAGUGGUGGUAUUCCCAAUGUGUCCGACAGUGUUGGUGCUAGUAUAGCCAGUGUUGCGAUGGGUGCAGGCGAUUUGAAAAUGCCUGGUGGCAUAGCUGGCGAUCUUCACCAUCAAACCACAGCAGUAGGACCUAACAAGACUCAUGCCGCAGGAAGCUUGGGACAUCAUUUACCAGCAGCGGCGAAUGCUAAGCCAAAAGGUAAAGGCCGGGGACCUGGAAAAGCUGCCACAACUGCGAAUACCGCGACCAAAAGGCCGAAGGCUAACAGCAGAUCUACUGGAAAUAAGAAGAAAAAUGCUGGCAAUCAACCACCUCCGAUCACGUUUGAUUCGGAAGAUGAAGAUAAUGCUAAACCAAUGUCUUACGAUGAGAAGAGGCAGCUCAGCUUGGAUAUUAAUAAACUACCAGGUGAUAAAUUAGGUCGUGUUGUACACAUAAUACAGUCUCGAGAGCCUUCACUAAGGGAUUCAAACCCAGAUGAAAUCGAAAUUGAUUUCGAGACAUUGAAGCCAUCAACGCUUAGAGAACUGGAGAGCUAUGUUGCAUCAUGUCUCAGAAAGAAGCCACACAAGAAAGUCAGUGGUAAGUCCAAGGAUGAACAGAUGGCAGAAAAGAAACAAGAAUUAGAGAAGAGGUUACAAGAUGUAACGGGGCAGUUAGGAAACGUCAAGAAAACUGCCAAGAAAGAAGACAGUAGUAAGUCCGUUGAUGUAGUUGGAACUGGUGGUGCCAGUGGACCUUCACGACUGUCGGCGUCGAGCAGCAGUAGCAGCGACAGUGAUUCCAGCAGUAGUUCGCUUUCUUCAACGACCACCGAUUCAAGCGACAGUGAAGCAGGAAACUCCUCGAAUCGUCCACAUAGAAAGAAAGCAAAGAAGAAUCCACCGAGUACAGGAGCUUCCGCAACGACUGCUACCAUAGCACCGGCACCUACAUUAAAUCAUAGCGGAGCUCUUUUAAUGAAUAAUCAACCACCGACGAAUUCUACGGGACCAAUAACAAAACCGCCUGUUACCCAAGCAAGCAAUAUUCCUUCAGAAUCAGGGGGCAAUAGUAAUCAACAGCCUGUCGCAGUGGCUGCUGUUACAACAGGGCAAAGCAUACCUGUCGCGAGUCACGCGUCUAUGCCAGCCCAACCGUCACGACCUACAGCUCUGGCUACGGCCGCUCCUGUAAAAAAACCAACACCAACACCACCGCCACCACCACCACCGCCUCCACCACCGCCACCACCUCCACCACCAACAUCUAACCCAUCAACUCCGUCGGUCUCCGUACCAACUCCACCGCCCAGCGUCACACCUACAAAUACAAAUUCUAUAACAGCCUCGCCAGCUGUAUCUCAACAACCACCGCAGCAGCCACCAACAUCCAUUAGUUCCUUUCCAAAUGCAAAUACAUCCGUGUCCACAGACGGAACAAAUUUAAAUCAACAGUCUGAUCUUUUACAACCAUACAAUACUUUAGCUUCGGUGCCUACUACGCAGUCCUCCUUGGAUCAAACCCUUGCAAUCAAGAAGGAGGCUUCAUUUAUUCCAACACAACCUACUUUGGAUCAAACGCUUGCUGUUAAGAAGGAGCCUUCAUUUAUCCAAACGUCUCAUACGACGAAUAAUACUAAUAACAAUACCAGUCUCAAUUUGCUAUCGGAUGUAAAAUCUGUGAAUAUGAUGCCGACGAAUAUGGCUUCUAAUCUGAACUUGGGCAAUAUUAAUAUGACAAAUUUGAAUAUGAAUUUGUCGCAAGGACUGACGCACAUUUCUAUGCACAAUCAAUUAGAAAAUAUGAUUAAUACUACUGCGCCGUUGGCUAAUAUACAAAAUUCGCAUAACGUUACGAUGUCGCAGCAGCAUUCCAACGGAUUUCCAAAUGCAAAACGCGGAAAUUCACCGCCCAAUAUGCUGAACAAUAACGGCAUUCCAGGACUGAACAUUGGAAUGAAUGUAGGCAUGGGCUCGAUAUUUGAUCCCCUUCCUAUACCAUCGAUGCAAAUUUCUCAGAUUCCGGUAAAAAAAGAAGAGAAGCCCUUGCCGAUUUCUCAACCUCAACUGACGCAAAAGCCUAUGGAUGCGGGAGCUUAUUUUGCAGAAAUGAACACCCUAGGAUUGGCACCGUUGAUUAAUCAUGGCAGCUCUCAAUUGAUGUCUGAAAAGAAAAUGACCCCACCCGACUCGAAGAAUCCUGCUGCAAACUUUGCGUCAGCCUUUAAAAAUAAGACUGUAGAGCAGAACGUAAAGAACGCAUCAUCCUGGUCUUCCCUGGCGCAAGCUUCAAGUCCUCAAUCGGCAGCUGCAGGAAGUAGUAUGAAAAGCGCAGCACGAGACUCAUUUCAGGCAUUCAAAAAACAAGCUAAAGAAAAACAGGAUAGGCAAAGAGCAUUAAUGGAGCAACAAGAGAUGCGCAGACAGCAGAAGGAGCAAGCCGAACGAGAGAGAUUGCGACAGGAAAAUGAAAGAAGACGGGAACGAGAGGAGGAAGAUGCUCUGGACAAAGUUAGGAAAAAUAUUGGAGAUCAGCAGAGCAAUGUUAUGACUGCCACCACAAGAGCGGAAGAAGUAAAGGCCAUUACUGACACAGAUAGCAGUAGUCCGAGUCAUUCGUCCAGUCAAGAGAAGUCCGCUGCCGAAAGAGAACGUCUAAGGCAACGGGAGCAAGAACGCCGGCGACGAGAAGCGAUGGCUAGCCAAAUUGACAUGAACUUGCAGAGCGAUUUGAUGGCUGCGUUUGAGGAAUCUUUAUAAUGUUACUAUAUCCUGUUUAUAAUAAAUCCACAAAAACUUGGCAGAAUUCGGACGUACGUUUGGGUCGAACAAUGUUGUAGAAAUCUUUAAAUGCAAAAUCAGCAAAAACAACACAAUGAAAGAUGACUAAUAACGAUAACGACAUAGGCCGUGUUGCUAAUUAUCAUAAAAUGGUGGUACAGUUGGGACAUUCCAACAGAAAACCCCCAUUUGGUUGUCAGAAGAUUCAAACAGCUUAUUAAAGCGGAGACGAACUGUAUUGUCUCUAGAACGACAAAACACUUAAGUGCGACUAUGUAAUUAGAUAAAUACUUAUAUAUCGAAAAUACUAAACUGACUACUUGUGUUUUUCCGGUUUUCAUAAGUUUGUACUUUAUGUAAAUUUGGAAACAAUAUAUUAUAUAAUAAGAGAGGGUUGCAUGUGUGAUAACCGAAUGUGUGCGCGUAGAUACGAAUGUCGGCUUGAAGAAGAGUAAAAAUCGUGUACAUUUAGUUAAGUUUUGUAUUUUUCCACAUUGAGUCAUUAAUCGUUGGUAGGAUUACGUAGAAAAGUGUUUCUGCCAAUAAUACAUGUAAUUAUUAACUAUCAUUAAUAAUAUUGCAAAUUUUUUCUCGAUUAUUCAUAUACGCUAUUUGUAAUCACAAAAGUAGCUAGGCGUAUAUGUGAAUAACGAUAGAAAAAUAUAAGAUAAUACGAACAUCCAAGAACUUGGUAAAUUUAAUAACGAUCAUCACGGCUGUCCACUUGUGACUUCAAUUGAUCAACUGCUGAUCGAUCAGAAUAUUUAACAGCGUAUACUGUUGUGAUUGAUUCAAGAGUUAUUGCGAGCCAACUGGUCGAUUCAAAGCUAUUCAUUAACUCACUUUAGAACAAUGCUGUCAAUUAUUACGAGUAAUGAUAAGAUAAAUUUUAGAAUUGAAGUAGUUCCGAUCCUACCAACUAUUAGAUCAGACUACGUACCUAAUUCUUGGUAUACUUGAAGCUCGUGGAAGAGGAAAUCGCGAUGCUGUACAAGUAACACUUAUUAGAAAAGAAUUAUAUUUAUUCGGCCACUAGAGGGUGUAUUCCACGAUACUGAGAAGUUAUAAAAAUAUAAAAGAAAUUCUUUUGGAGGAAAUAUUUACGUAUAAUCUAUAAAAUAUCUUAAAAUCUGUUUAAAUUUGACGUAUCAUGAGUGAGCAGGGCGGAAGUUAUAUGCUGAGUACUCGGGCGUGGCCCAAUUAAUAAUUGAGCCGCCCGAACAAGAUGUGCGAAUCGAGUAAAUGAAUAACUGAAAAAUGAAAAAAAAAUUUAAUCGGCCAAAAAGUACAAAAACAGAUUAAUAAAGCAAUGUUUUCAUUAAUUGUGAUCAUAAUGUUAAUUUCUUAAAAGUAUUUAGAUUACACGGUCAUAACGGCAUUAAUGAUAUGCCAAAUAUAAAUAAAAAAUAGUGCUAUUAAAUUAUUUGUUUAACAGCAAUUUUAUUUUUUUAAGAUCUAUAAACUUGUAUAGUUUAUUUGUUGUAAAUAUGGCGGUGCUUGUCGGCAAUGAGCAAUCGUUAUGGUGGCGCGGUUUGUCAGGUGAUUAAUCCAAAGUGAUCAUAUUGUCAGAAACUUGCACAUUUUAAACAAAAUCAUGAUUUUUAUAUAAUUAGGGACUAUGCUGGUUUAUCGACCAAGAUUAAUCGAAUGAAUACGUAUAAAGUGAGAUGAAAAGAUCUUGCUAAACUCAAGUUUUCAAAUCUUUUCUUCGACAAGCAUCAUAAUUCCUCGAGCUCUCUAUUAAAGAUCAAGUUUGGAGAUGUCUAAAUAACGUAGAUUGACAAAAAAACCGAGAAUACUGUACUGACUAUAGAAAAGCCACUUUCGAAUGUUCAUGCCGUCCUUCGCAAUCCUAUUGUCAUUAUUUCGUGUAUUAGAGAUAAAAGGAGCAAAACGAAAGAGCCCUUCAAUACAGGCACGAUUUUCAUUAUUGGGUAUUGUUUGGUAUUACAAUAUCCGUAACAAUCCUGCUUUCAUUGAUUGUCAACGUCUGGCAAUAUUAGAUUAUUUCUGUAAUCUUUCAUUUUUAAUGCGUCUUUAGGCCCCGUACGAGCGCCUAUUCGCACUUUUUAUGUAAUCAAAAUUAAGAAAGAUCUAUGAUCUUAUUCUUAAAAUAUGCUAUCCAUAUGCUGCGAUAGUAAUAUUCGCGCAGUUAGUAUACACAAAUGAUUUAGUCAUCGAUAUAUUAUUGUUGAUAUAUAAACUUAAGAAGGUAGAUAAAUUUUUUGCGAAAUUAACGAUUUAACAAUGUAUAAAAAUUAAUAAAAUACGUCGAUUGUGUUUUUUAUAUGCGAACUGCUGCAUCGGACAUUAUGCUCAGUUUACAAAAAAAAAAAAAACCAAAAAAACUAGCACAAUCUGAAGUGAUUUCGAUAGUUUGUUUCAUUUCGUAAAUUUCGAUGACAAACUUUUUUUUCGAUUGAAAUUAUUAACGGUUUUUUUUGACGAAUAUGAUAACGUCACGAUAACUUUUAAGAUAGUAAAAUUGUAAAGUAAAUUAUUGGCAGAAGCAAUUGAAGUAUGUUAAAGAAUUAUACUCGAAAUUCUUACAGAGUUUGAUACUAACAGCGUGAACAUACAAUUUAAUGAUAUAACUGAUAAAUUGCACAGUGUUUCUGCCAAUAAUUUACUUAACAAUUUGUUUAUUAUUUAAACAAAACGAAUGUUAUUAAAUGUUUUUGUUUCUUUUUUGUUAUUACAUAUUCAGGAUUCAUAUGUCUGACCAGCACGAAUGAAUACUAUUGCGUAGCAAGGUGUAAUAACUGGAAAAGAAACAAAAAGGGUUGAAAUAAAUACAUGAUAAAAGGGGAAGGAUAAUUCGGAGAGGGAGAAUGAGAAAAGUGUGAGAGAGAAAGAGAAGAGCGCGUACAAUAGUUAUUAGGAUUGUAUAUUUAUAGUUUGUAAUUGUAUAUAGGUACAGGGAGAAAUUAGUUACGUUUAGAAUAUAAGAAUAUCUAUGUAAAAUACAACAUUAAGAUGGAAGCAUAUAGAAUAAUAGAAAUGUUUAUCUAUGUGAUAAGAUUUAUAAGAAAGCCGUACAGAUUGUGUAUGAACGAUAGAGUGUAUAACCGAUUAGGAUCUCAGAGUAAGUUAAAAUAUAAGCAACAUACACCCAUACUUCGUAAGUAACACCAAAAUCACUCAGCUCUGUAUCAAAAAGUAAUUUUUUAUAUAAGUUCCCACGAACGCACAUCAUCUCCAAUAGAACACGAAUUUUAGCAAACUUACUACGACUAACGAUAGCAAACAGUUAAACUGGUUGUACAUAAAUAAUAACGAAAUGAGAAAAUAAAUGGAUGAAAUAUACGCUUGAUGUUGUUAAAUAAAGGAGAGGAAGAGAGAAUGAGUGAGAGAAAGAGCGAUUGUUAAUCGAGCGUUGAUUGCGUUCAUGUACCUACAUUUCCUUCUUUCGUUAUAUCGAUGAUGCUAGCUCGUAAAUUUACUUUGGUAUUUAUGUUAAAUAUAAUUUUUUAUAAAUAAAUCGAAUUAAAAACACUGAUUCGUACAGCGCUACAGUGAGUUUCAAUUUUUCCAAUCUUUUAAUAUAAUCUAUUAGCAAAGUGUUAAAAAAUUUAAGAUAAACGAAGAUUUUGGACCACUUUAGUUUCCUUCUUUUUUUUUUAUUAACUCUUUAGAGGUUAAUACAAUUGAUGCUGCACAAAAGACCAAUUUUUUUUUAUGAUAAAGAGUGCAUACUAUUUACAACUCUGAUCGAUUAUAUAUAUAUGUGCAUAUGUGUACGUACAUAUGUACUUUUCUCUGCUUAUUUAACAACAUCAACCUAUAAUAUAUAUUACCUGUUAUUAAUCAUCAGAAAUAAAAAAGGAAAAUAACAGGUUUACUACGAUAUUUGAACUAACAUUAACGUGCAAAUGUGAAUACAAGAGUUACUACAGAUUAUUCAUUGUAUAUGCAUGAGGAAUUACCUUCCCUAGUUUGUAAUUUUGCAUGUUACAUAAUACAUACAUAUGUAAAACGGAGAGUAUGCGGAACAGAACGCGAGUAUAAGAGGUCUGUACAGAAAAUCGCUCAUAGCUGGAUAUAUGGAUGUAUCAGUACGAAGGCGCUGUCGUGAUUUCGUAUUUGACAGUAGUUUCUUUCCUUAAGUUGCUAUGCCGAGAUAGUACAUAUAUGCUGGGGGGAAAAAGAGAGAAAGAUACACACACGUGCACGCACUGUGUAUACUAUUAUUAAUAUAUUCUUAAAAGGUAUGGUACAUUACAUUAUAAUCUUCACGAGUAUAUGCUAAGGUAAUUUUAAGAUUUAAUUAAUAACUAAAGUGAAAACAAAAAAGA